Molecule: messenger RNA, 1779 nt
Organism: Helianthus annuus (common sunflower)
Lineage: Eukaryota; Viridiplantae; Streptophyta; Magnoliopsida; Asterales; Asteraceae
Exons: 2
Coding region: 1-1779 (592 amino acids)
Source: RefSeq, a predicted model, not a curated record
AUGGCUUUUGGGAAAAAAAGUAAUCACAGUGAUGAUCAAGAAACACAUGUCAGCGAGACACAAGAUUUCAUUAACCUUGAUGAUGAGGUUCAGGAAACAUCCGCAGCAGGUGGAAGUCAAUCGAAAAAACCAACUGAAGAAACGACUUCUGAUCCAACAAAGCCGCUCCUUAGUGAAGUAACCUACACGGGUGUCGGGAAGAGCAAGAAUCCUGGCGGUAGUAAAACAUGGGUUUGCAAUCACUGUAAGUGCACGUUUACGAGCACUUACACAAGAAUUCAUUACCACUUUUUUGGGGCUGAUGGAAAAAAAGCCGACAUUAAAAGAUGUUCGGUCCUACUUAGAGACCAGGAGAAGUUAAAAAGGCUUUUGAACAAGGUAAAAGAAGCAGAAUCUGGUGGAGUUUCAAAGUCGUUAAAAAAUUCGGUUCUAUCGAAAAACUCAUCCUCGAAGAAACGGCUUGAAGAAUCGUUUGCCAUGUUAGAGAGAAACGAGGUAUAUUUGAAGAUUAUUCGUGGUUUGUGGGCUAAUGGGAUCCCAUUCAAUGUUUUACGCAACCCGCAGUUUCUUGAGAUGGUGAGUGCAAUCAAGAAGGCACCAGAUGGAUACAAACCCCCGUCUAGUGAAAAAGCGAGAACCACAUUACUUGACGCGUGUGUACGGGAUGUUGAGAAGGAGCUAGCACCGGUCAAAGACACUUGGUACACACAGGGAGUGUCGAUCGUCUCGGACGGGUGGACGAAUGUCAAACAUAACCCAUUGAUUAAUGUUCUCGCGGUAAAUUCUCGUGGUGCCAUGUUUAUGUACGCGGGAGACUUCUUAGGGGUAGAGAAAAAGGCUGGGGUGAUUGCGAAUUAUCUUAUUGACGCGAUCGAGACCGUUGGAUCAAGCAACGUGUUGCAAGUCGUAACAGACAAUGCGGCUAAUUGCAAAAAGGCCGGGGAAGAGAUCGAGAAGGUAUAUAAGCAUAUUUUUUGGUCGCCUUGUUGUGUGCAUACUUUAAAUCUUAUUUUUAAAGACUUGGGGAACGAGUUUUAUUGGCUAAACGACACAUAUAAGAAAGGUAAGGCUAUUGUUAAGUAUUUUCUUAACCAUACACAUGCCUUAUCAAUAUUUAGAGAAAAUUCAAGGUUGGAAUUGUUGAAGGUUGCAAAAACAAGAUUUGCGUCACAUUAUAUACUUUUGCGAAGGUUAUUGGAUUGUAGGGAGGCACUAGCCACUACUAUCGUCCUCAAUUCUUGGCGGGAUUGGAUGAAAAGUGGGGAUGCAAACGCUAGAACAGAGGGGGCAAACAUCACCGAAACGAUUAAAGAUGAAGAGUUUUGGGAAUCCGUGGAGAAUAUUUUAGCCAUUACAAAACCUAUUUUUUUGCUAAUCAAGUUUUGUGAUGGUGAAGGUCUUAAAAUGGGUGAAAUCUACGAAAAGAUGGACAACAUGGUUGGAGAAAUCAAAGAUGUCAUGAAGGAUAACAAAUAUGCAGGUUAUUUUGAGGAAAUUAAUCAGAUUGUUUUGGCUAGAUGGGAUAAAAUGUCAAUCCCACUUCAUUGUUUGGCGCAUGCUCUGAAUCCAAGGUUUUAUGAUAAACAUUAUCUACAAAAGUUGGCCCCCGGUGACGUUAAAAGAAAAGCUCCUAACCUAGAUGUGGAAGUUUCAGAUGGUGUUAUAGAAGCGUUUAAAAAAAUCGGGGAAGACGAAGAGGAACGAAGUAUGUUGCGGGCACAAUUUGCAACGUUUCAUAUGAAAAAAGGUAUUUUUUUCGAGGAGCGCGGCACAAGCUGA